Podarcis raffonei (Aeolian wall lizard) is the source of this 4518-nucleotide messenger RNA. RefSeq names its product tubulin gamma complex associated protein 5 (gene TUBGCP5). Lineage: Eukaryota; Metazoa; Chordata; Lepidosauria; Squamata; Lacertidae. Gene Ontology annotation, biological process: microtubule nucleation; mitotic cell cycle; spindle assembly. The record is from RefSeq and is a predicted model, not a curated record. Gene Ontology annotation, molecular function: microtubule minus-end binding; gamma-tubulin binding. Gene Ontology annotation, cellular component: gamma-tubulin complex; equatorial microtubule organizing center; spindle pole.
GCACAUGCGUAGAAGAUGGAGAGGAAAGAGCCUCCUUCGCCCUCUCCCUCCUCCUGGAGAAUCGGGAACGGAAACCUCGCGGCACUUGCCGCGAGAUCUUAUGUGGACGAUGGCGACCGAAAACAAACGGAAGCGCCGAAAGGUGACCACAUAGGAGGCGGGGGGCGGAAAAAAAUCCUCUCAGCUUCUUGCCUCGCUCAGGAAGCCUGUUUGGCGAUGGCGGCGGCGGCGGCGGCAGCAGCGACGACACCCCCCGCGCACUGGAGCCGCUUCGAGCAGGAGCAAGACGUGACGUUGCGGGAGCUGAUCCGGAGGGUAACCGGCCUGAGCGGGCAAAGCAAGGAAGAGGCGGCCCACUUCCAGGCGGCGCUGAACUUCUCCUGGUCCAACUUCAGGUUUCAUCAAUUUCUUGAUGUCAGCCAGCACAAAGUGGACAAAAUAAUAGAGGGGAUUUAUGAAAAGCUGAUAGUUCAUUCAGACCUUGUUAAAGCUGCAAGCUGGAAGAGUUUAACAGAAGAGUUUCUGAAUUCUCCGCUUCCAACCACUGAAGGAACAAAGACAGAUGUCCAUUAUGCCAUACUCUCUCUUCUGUUGUGCUUAUCUGAUUCUCCUUCCAACACCAGUUAUGCAGAAAAACCAAGAGAGAAAGAAGUGGAAAAAGAAGAAUUUGAUUGGAGGAAAUACUUGAUGGAAGGUGAAGAAUUUGACUAUGGUCCUGAUUUAGAAACACCAGAGUGGUCUGACGUAAGUGAUGAUGAUGAAGAUACUGAACCACUGAGUAGAGAAGACUCUGGCAUUCAGGUGGACAGGACACCCCAAGAAGAUCAGGAUCAAAACAAGAAGUCAUCACAUGUCACAUGGAAAGGUGAACCUGAUGCACGUACCUGGCUAGAGCAACAUGUAGUUGCUCAAUACUGGACUGGCAGAGGAGUUCGUUUUCCCCAUAGUUUGCAUUUUCAUUCCAAUUUAGCGGCUGUAUGGGAGCAGCACUUAUAUACUAGUGAUCCCUUGUACAUGCCGGAAGAGAAAAUUAUUGUUACUGAAACACAAGUCAUUCGUGAAACAAUUUGGCUGCUUUCAGGCGUAAAAAAUCUGUUUAUAUUUCAACUGAAUGAUGGAAAGAUUACUGUGAGAAAUGACAUCAUGGUGACUCAUUUGACCCACAACUCAUUAAGAUCAAUGUUGGAGCGGAUAGCAGCAUAUGGGCAAGUUGUAUUUAGGCUGCAGAAGUUUAUUGAUGAAAUAAUGGGUCACAGCUCAGAAAGUGGAAUACAUGGAAUCAUUUCUACUCCCAAGAAAUCGGCAGAAGCCCCAUUUAGAACCUAUCAAGCUUUCAUGAGAGCCCUCUAUAAAUAUUUCAUAAGUUUCAAAGAGGAACUUACCGAAAUUGAGAGGAGCAUAAUCAACAAAGAUGCAACAAUCACUCUUUCCAUAGUCAUGGAUAAGUUAUCACAUCGAUUAGCUCAGCUCAAUAUACUUCAUAAGGUUUUUAGCACUGGAGUAGCAGAAGUACCUCCUGACACUCGCAAUGUUGUAAGAGCAUCUCAUUUGCUCAAUACCCUGUACAAAGCAAUUCUUGACUAUGAUAAUGUUGGGGAAGCCUCUGAACAAACGGUAUCCCUCUUGUUUUCUCUCUGGGUUGAAACAGUGAGGCCAUAUUUACAGACAGUGGACGAAUGGAUUGUCCAUGGUAACUUAUUUGAUCCAGCAAAAGAAUUUAUUAUUCAGAGAAACAAAAAUGUUCCAGUUAACCAUAGGGAUUUCUGGUAUGCUACCUACACUUUGUAUAGUGUGUCGGAAAAGACAGAGAAUGAAGAAAAAAUGAGUGACAAUGCUAGUGCCAGUUCCGGCAGCGAUCAGGCACCCUCAAGUAGACAGCAUACCAUGGUCUCUUUUCUGAAACCUGUACUAAAACAGAUCAUUAUGGCUGGAAAGUCCAUGCAGUUGUUGAAGAACUUGCAAUGCACAGAUGGUUCUCCACAGCAGGCUGCAUCAAGAGAUGCAGAGAGGAAGAGCUUGUACACAUUAUUUCUGGAGUCUGUGCAGUCACGCCUACGGCAUGGGGAGGAACCUGUUCAAGAUAUCAUUACAGAACAGCAGGCCACCAAGCAAAGUCUAAUAAAGAUGCAGUCUAUUGCAGCAAGACACUUAGAGCUGGAUGAUGUCCACGAUCCCUUGCUGGCUAUUAAUUUUGCAAGGUUGUAUUUGGAACAAGGCAGUUUUCAUGAGACGCUUACUGGUGAUGAUGUUUGCGUGGAUAGAUCAUCCGAAUCAGUUACGUGCCAGACAUUUGAACUGACAUUGAGGUCAUGUCUUUAUCCUCACAUAGACAAACAGUAUCUGGAGUGCUGUGGAAACUUAAUGCAAACGUUGAAGAAAGAUUAUAGGCUGGUAGAGUACUUGCAGGCCAUGAGAAACUUUUUCUUGCUUGAGGCUGGUGAUACUAUGUAUGACUUCUAUACAUCCAUUUUUGAUAAAAUAAGAGAGAAAGACACAUGGCAGAGCGAACCAUUCCUUAAUGUCCAGCUCCAAGAGGCAGUUGGACAGCGUUAUCCAGAGGAUAGUUUAAGGUUGUCUAUAUUGUGUGAAAAUAUAGAUAUAGCAAAGAAGAAGCUUCCUGUUCAUACCUUGGAUGGCUUAAUAUUGAGCUACAAGGUCCCCUGGCCCGUGGAUAUAGUUAUAAGUGUGGAGUGUCAAAAAAUCUAUAACCAAGUGUUUCUUCUAUUGUUACAAAUAAAGUGGGCCAAAUAUAGUCUGGAUGUAUUACGAUUUCAUGAACUAGUCAGGGCUGCAGAAAAGCCCCAGAACAAAGGAGGAGCUGUACUUGAACAAGAGACAUUUCUUCACUUUGGAUCACAAUUGGAGCCCAUUAAGCAACAAACUCAUCGGAUGUUUCUUUUGAGGAUGAAACUAAUGCAUUUUGUUAACAGCCUGCAUAACUACAUCAUGACUAGAAUUCUUCAUAGUACAGGUUUAGAAUUUCAACAUCAAGUAGAAGAAGCCAAAGAUUUAGACCAGCUGAUUAAAAUUCAUUACAGAUACCUUUCUACAAUCCAUGAUCGCUGCCUGCUGAGAGAAAAGGUUAGUUUUGUGAAAGAAGCUAUAAUGAAAGUGCUGAACCUAGUACUGAUGUUUGCAGACCGUUGGCAAGCUGGUUUGGGAGCUUGGAAGAUGGAAUCAAUAACGAAGAUGGAAUCUGACUUUAAAAACUGCCACAUGUUUCUUGUGACAGUACUGAAUAAAGCAGUCUGCAGAGGUUCCUUCCCACAUUUGGAAUCUUUAGCCUUGUCACUCAUGGCUGGAAUGGAACAAAGUUAGUAAAAUGCAGAUGUAGUAAAACUACUCAAACGCCUGCAACAUCUUCUGUGUAACAUUGUAGUCAUCCAAUGCUGAUUGAUUGCAUGAAGUAUAUUUUGAACUGUGUGGCAGGGUUUUCAUUUUGAGUGAUCCCAGGACUGCAGUAUUAUUUUUAGGAUGUACAUAUUUGUGCUUGAAACUGUAAAAACAACAACACGUUCAUCUGUAAAUAAAACAUUGAAUGAAAUUAUUUAUACAGAAUACCAUUUAUUUUAUAUAUUAGGAAAUAUUUAAUCAGAUCAGGUCAUUCUUUUGUUUUCCUCUGUGAGGAACAGUUACCAAAAUGCAUACUGUAUAGCAAACAUUUUUAAAGAAUUUCUGUGAACUUUGCUCCUGUGCAUAGCUUGCAGGCUGUCCCUGAAUGCAGUGGCAGAAAUGUUUUAUUCAGAAACAUUUAUUUAUUUAAUAAGCAUACCACCCUUCAUCUGAAGAUCACAGAGUGGUUCACAACAUAAGGCAAAAUGAGAAUGCAAAAUACAUAAUAAAACAAAAACAAACCAAUAACCCCCUCCCACAAACUCAUAUGAAAGGCCAUAGAAUGUUUCAUCAACCAAAGGCCUGGUUAUAGAGAAACAUCUUCACCUGGUGCCUAAAGAUAUGUGAUGAAGGCAUGAGGCGAGCCUUCCUGGGAAGAGCAUUCCACAAACAGGGAGCCAUUAGAUGCCUUCCUUUUCCCUUUUCCCAAGAUAAAUUGUCACAUGCUCUCAAAAUAUGUCACAUGCAACUGAAAUCCCAGCAGCUGUAGUGCUAUGGCAAAUGGUACUAUUUUGUUGAAUUGUUUUUUUCAUGGAAAUGAAUAGCACAGGUAAGGCACUUUAUGCCACCAUUAACUUACCGCACAUUACAACAUUCUAACAUUUGUUUUGGCAUUCCUAGCAGCUUCAAAAUGUUCAUUUUUAAGCUUUGUAAUCUUAACUGCGAUCAACAUUACUGGUGCAUUAGGAUGGACUAUGUUUGCAUUAUCUGCUUACAUAAUGUGUAAGGAUAAUACUUCCUUCUCUAUACUGCUAAUGCAUUUCUAGUGUAACUGCCUUUUAUGAAACCUGAUAGCAAGUGAUUUGAUUCUGGAAGGAAUUUCAUGGGAAAUAUAUCAUGAAGAUUGUAGAAGAUUGUGUAACUCGACCUUCACAUGACCAUAAAUAUAUUACUGUCUGAAAACUG